AUGACUCGCUCAGCUCUGCCACCAGCGAAAACCAAUCCAAUCGAAACCUACUUUCCCAAAGCAGAGGCUCUGCCAAGCACUAUAAAGACUCCCACUGGAAUACCUGCUUCUAUUCGCUCAAAAGAAGCUCCAUUAUGGGAACAUUUGAAUGAUCCAAUUGACGAGGCGGAUCUACGACGAAUCUAUCGUCUAGAUGACAAUGAUUUAAACACGUAUUGUCCAAACCAGUUUCAGGAAAAGAUUCACCUGAUGCAACAAGUCGCUGCUGAGAAUGCUCAAUCAUCUGGUGGUGAUAUUAUCUCUACCCUGGAAACUUCUUCAAAAGCUAAAGGGGCUGCCAACAAGAAAGGAAAAGGGCCUGCUGCUGGUGCUGCUGUCGGGUCAAAAUGUACCUUCCACAAAUGUAAAGAUAACCCAAACUGCUGUAAUCAUCUUGGUCAGGAUCUUUGGUUGCAACCAAGUGCCUUUGACAAGUUUUGUGAAGCUCAUGAACUGAUGGAAGGAACGCUUCUUAAUCAACGACGUAAUCCAGCUCUUCCUGUUGGUCUCACCAAUCUUGGUGCAACUUGCUAUCUCAACACCUUAUUACAGAUAUGGUUUCACAACCCCUUUUUCCGACAAGGUGUAUACAUGUUCAAGAAGGGACUAUCUGGAAGUGCUGAAAAAGACGCAAUCUGCCAGCAACUGCAGUUUGCCUUUGCGUCCAUGCAAUUAGGAAAACGCAAAGUCUUGACUCCCAGGCUAUUCGUUGAGAGUAUGCGGCUGAAUCGUGGCGAACAACAAGACGCUCAAGAAUUUUCAAAACUGCUGCUUGGCUCAAUGGAAGAGAGUUUUUCGUCUCAACCAGAGAUCUCGAGUCUCAUUCGUGACCAGUUUGAAGGUACUUAUGAGUACGUCACAAAGUGCUCAUCGUGUGGUACUUCAUCAUGUGUGCCAUCACCAUUUCAUGAGCUUGAGAUACCGUUAGUGGACAAUGCCAAUGUGACGACCUGUUUGGGAGGUCUUCUUAAUGGUGAAGACAUGGUUGGAAAUAAUCAAUACUUCUGUAAAGUUUGUAAUGGAAAGCGAGACGCAACUCGCUCUCUCGUUUUGAGGAAGCUACCUAAGGUGCUGAACAUGCAUUUGAUCCGAUUCGUAUAUGACGUUGCGAAAGGCGAAAAACUUAAAGUCAAGACUCGAGUCGAGUUUAGUGAUACAAUUGACCUACAGGAAUUCGUCUCUCCUCCCUCAAACAGUAUCCAACGUGACAAUACUGUCUACGAUCUACGGGCUAUACUGCUACAUCGUGGCGCUAGUGCCAAUCAAGGCCAUUACACGGCCAAGAUAUUUGACGGAGAGCGUAAGAAAUGGUUUGACUUUGAUGACGAAGUAGUCAAGGCCGCUGACGUCACUACGGGAAGUGUCAUUGAGCUGGAUGAUACUGGGAGCAAGAAGACAAAGGGAAAGUCUACUUCUCCGGAAGGAGUUACAUUCAAAUCAAAGAAUGUGUAUACAUUGACAUACGUACGUCGUGCUGGUCCACGAGAUGUGAAACCAGAGUACGUGAAUCCACAACCACCUGCAUCAAUACUUCAAGACCUCGAAGCUGAUGAAGUAGCAUUCGAAUCGACCAUGCGAGAAUAUGAAGCCAAGAAGGGAGAUUUGAAAUCAGAGUUUGAAGUCAAGAAGGCUAUGGUCGAAGACGUGUGCGCCACGUGGCAUGUACAGCCUCAUAUGGAACCAACAUACUUUGUCGAAGUCGAAGCACUCAAAGAGUGGCUAAGAUCAGACUUGAAUGCUGAUGAUGACGAUGACAGCAACAAGGAUGGCGUUGGUGGCAGCACCAGUGAAAAGACACCUGAAGUCAUCACUGUAGAUGAUGAUAAUACUGCUACCAAAGAAAACGAUGCAGACGCCAUGAAUGUUGAUUCUGAACUUAACGUGAUGAGAUCAUCUGAACCUACCAAUGUCCAGUUACGCAGGUUUGAUAAUACAGAUGUUAUUUGUACACAUGGCAAACUCCACCCUCUAUGUACCUCCAAGGUGAAGAGGAUUAGUGCCGAGGCAUUCCGCAAACUGUCUCAAGAUUACGGACAUCAGUUUGUACCUGCCUUGUCAUCGUUUGAGUUAUGUUGGGAUUGUGUCAAAGAUAUUGCUGGAUCGAGAAAUGGAGUUGCCAAACAUGAAGACGAUGUUGCAUACAUCAAAGACGUUAUAGAUGCUCGUGAUGGAGACAGGUUUUGGAUGUCCAAGCGUUGGUAUUUUGAUUGGAAGAAGAAAUUUCCAAAAUCCAACCCCGAUGGCACUCAUCUCGCACCUGAUGCUCCCGAAUACAUUGGAGCCUUUGUUUGUAAACAUGGAGGACUAGCAGUAGAGGAAAAAGGACGUCGUCUUGUUUCGAGAGAGGCAAUUAAUUAUUUGCAACAGCUCUUCCCUGAUUUCCAAACAAAGGAAGAAGCCGAUAUUGAAUGUGAAUACUGCAUGAAUGAGCUACAUGCACUUGAAGUGACUACUCGUGAUAAACGUGAUACAGCUGAGAAGCAGAAAACUCAAUUGAAAAAGCUAGCUGAUCCCAAUCGUAAAGCUAUUCCAGAUCUCGGAAAGGAUAUUGGUGUUCAUCUUGUCGAAGGUGAUUUUGUCAAAACUUGGCGUCAUUUUGUGGAAGAUCCUCGUAGGAUAUCUCAACCUGGGCCCAUCGUCAACGACUCUCUACUUUGUCGCCCUCAUGGUCGAUUGAUGUAUGAUGUCAACAAUGCAGAAGAUGCACGUAGUGAAGCAUGGGUUAUGGUCACUCCAUCCGAAUGGAAAAAGCUUCACGCCUGGUAUGGUGGUGGACCAGAUAUCUUCUUGUUUGAGCAACAAGGUCAGUUUCUAUCUCCCACACUUGGAGUUUGUGAGGAGUGUUGGAAUCAACGUCGACGAGAUUUCGAGGAGGCACAAAUAUACAUACAGAAAAUAGACGACAAACCCGUCAGAAACCCGUCAACAGAUACUCCAGUCAUCAUAAUAGAAGAUGAUCUCAAGGAUGAUAAUGGUGGUGGAGCAUCAGCAGAUGAAGCUGCCAGUCCACCACGGGCAUCGACACGUAGAGGUGGAAAACGAGAUGAAGAAUUCGUCCCAGCGAGAGGAGAGAUCUCAUACAAGACGUCAAGUCGAACUAUACCAGGCUCAUCCUCGUCAUCAAACAAUCGUAAACGUAAAUCACCACCUGCAUCGGCAUCAUACGGAAAUUGUUCUACUCGAGCUAGCAAACGAUUGACAAAGAAGAAUACAACUGCAGUUAGGAUCAAGAAGAGUACGAGUGUGCGAGAUCUUAAAGUUAUGCUGAUGCGGGAGUUCGAUAUUGUGCCUAUAUAUCAACGACUCUUCUUCAACGGGACAGAGUUGACAAGGAAUGAAGCGACUAUGGGUGAACUGGAUAUAUUACCUGGAUCUACUCUUGACCUGAGAGUAUUUGAAGAGAAUGGCAUGGCAGAUGAGCUUGAUACAGAUGGUAGUCGCAAGCUUGAACGAGGGUUUGAAGGGAGUUUAUUGACUGGCGGUGUUGCUAGUACUAGUGUAAAUAGCGCAGGUGUAACUAAUGGUGGUGGUGGUGGUAGUGAGGAUGUUCUUAUGGGCGUUGCUUCUCCGGAACCAACAGCUAAGCAAUUAUCAGGCCAAAGUGAUGAAAUACUGGUGGGUGCUGAUGGUCCCAUCGUUGUAUUCAAGAGGAGCACUGUAGGCAAUGCUGGUGGUAGUAUUAGUAGCAACAACUACAAGAGCACUUCUCGUAAUGCAGGUAACAGCAAACCAUCGUCAGGAUGGAUUUGCAAAACGUGUACCUUUCAGAACCAUCAUGACCUUCCGAUAUGUGAGAUGUGUGAAAACCAGCAACAGCUGUAG
Synchytrium microbalum is the source of this 3861-nucleotide messenger RNA. RefSeq lists its product as uncharacterized. The transcript is spliced from 20 exons. The record is from RefSeq and is a predicted model, not a curated record. Gene Ontology annotation, molecular function: cysteine-type endopeptidase activity; protein binding; cysteine-type deubiquitinase activity. Bases 1 to 3861 code for a protein of 1286 amino acids. NCBI's taxonomy places the organism in Eukaryota, Fungi, Chytridiomycota, Chytridiomycetes, Synchytriales, Synchytriaceae. Gene Ontology annotation, biological process: protein deubiquitination. Gene Ontology annotation, cellular component: cytosol; nucleus.